This is a messenger RNA of Bipolaris victoriae FI3, 678 nucleotides long. RefSeq lists its product as hypothetical. NCBI's taxonomy places the organism in Eukaryota, Fungi, Ascomycota, Dothideomycetes, Pleosporales, Pleosporaceae. The transcript is spliced from 5 exons. The coding region runs from base 1 to 678 and encodes 225 amino acids. The record is from RefSeq and is a predicted model, not a curated record.
AUGGCACAUAAUUCUCAUAUCAGCGCUCGAGAUGUCAUUGCUGAGAUCAAAGGCCAAUCGCUUGUGCUGCCUGACUUGUGGCAGUACAUGCCUGAAGAACACUGGCCAGUGGAUCUGAACCCAGAUAUCCAACGCCUCCGCAAGCAUAUUAGAGAACGAUUCCAGUGGAUGAUUGAGCGCAUCCCAAGUAAGCGGCGAGGACUUCGUAAAGUCGAAGCGCAAGAUCUGGGUCGCUUCGGCGCAGGAUGGUGGCCGUAUGCAGAUUUUGAGCGCAUGGAGACAUGUACUGAUCUAUGCGCAUGGCUAUUUAUCUGGGAUGAUGAGAUUGAUGAAGCAGAAGGAGAGUUCAACUCUGAUUACGAGCACGCCCAGAAAUGUCGCGACGACAUCAUACAUUUCGUACGUGAGUUGUUAGACCUGCCACCAUACAGGAAGGUCAACACGUCCUUUCGACCGAUUUUAGAGACAUCUCGGGAUGUUUGGCAAAGACUCCGUAAGGACAUGACGCUGCACGAACGACACAACCUUGCCAAGGAGAUUCGUAUUUAUUUGGAAAUGGUCGGAUAUGAGCAAGGUCUGCGUGUCGAUCAGUCUUUACCGACUCUCGAAGAGUAUUGGCGUUUGAGGAUGGCUACCAGCGCUGUAAAGAUUACCACAGCGGCACUACUGUUAGUCUAA